Pocillopora verrucosa is the source of this 1411-nucleotide messenger RNA. RefSeq names its product sodium channel modifier 1-like. Gene Ontology annotation, cellular component: nucleus. Gene Ontology annotation, biological process: RNA splicing. Lineage: Eukaryota; Metazoa; Cnidaria; Anthozoa; Scleractinia; Pocilloporidae. The record is from RefSeq and is a predicted model, not a curated record.
GUGGACGGUAGUGAAUACGACGAAUAGCGCUCCGACAAGUGGAUAUAAUCACAAAUUCGUACUACUUGAGACGAAAACUUCUAAGUUUUAAAAUGUCAUUUAAAAGAGUUGGCGAUGACCCCACUGCAUUAAGAGUACAAAAGAGACAGCGAGUAUCCGAACUUUUGUUGGAAGAAAUUCCCGAAGACGAAGCCACACUCACGAAAAAUGGCAGGUUUGCCUGUCUCGUUUGUAAACACUGCCCAGUUUUUGACACUGUUGCUGUACUGAGAAUUCACAGGCAAGGGAAGAAACAUUUCUCAUAUGCCAAAAUAAGACUUGAGAAACUGAUGGAAGAUGCUGAAAUACGGCAAAAGAGAGAACACAUGAAAUACAUGGAGAAGGUUAUGGAUGAUGCCAAUGAAGAUGAAUCACCAUUGCUGAAGAUUACACAACAAAAAAAGGAGUUGGCCCUUCAAGGCUCAAAAAGCUCAAUAAAACAUGAAGAAAGCAAAGAAAGGACAUCAAAACAGCUGCCUUUCUUUCAGCGCAGAAAGCCCAUUGACCCGGACAUCUGUAAUGACAAACCAGGUUAUAAACAUGUGCAGAGGACCGAAUCAAGCCAAAACUUGGCAAAUUCAGUGAAGGACUCGGAAAGCAAUCAUUUUGAGAAAACUGAACAAUCCAUGAAGCCAUCAAUUGAUACACCUGGCCCAAAAAGUCAGAAAAAGACACCGUUAAGUCCUGGUGAGCUGGCUAGGAGGAAACACUUUUCUCGCCUCCGACAGGCUGGGUGGAUCAUGGGCUUGGAUGGAAAGUGGCAGAAAGAUGAAAAUGCAGAGUUUGAUUCUGAUGAAGACGAGCCACCCCCACCCCCACCAUCAUCAUAUGAUUUAACAUCCACAUAGUUGUAAAGAAAUUGUCAAGCUUGGAUAUACCCCUCCCCCUGAAAAAAUGGAAAAUAUUAAGAUCCUGGUAGAUACAAUAUGGUGCUAGAGAACAUAAAGCUUGUGAGAACUCUAAUUGAAAGGUCUGAGGCUGUUAUUAAAAGACCAGAUGCACCAUUGUAAUUUUACACAUAUACAUUUUGUACACUUAAGUAGUAUUACAACACAGUUUACUGGUUCAUACAGGAGUCGAUAAAGAGAAAUGAAGCUCUGUACUUAUAUUUUGUGCAUUACCUCCUUUCUCAGAGUUUGCCAGCUACCAGCAUCAGUUUACCAUGAAAGAAGAAAGAAAAUUUAACAUUUCAUGCAUUAGGCCUUUCUCAGAGUUUUCCAUAUCUGUCUACCAGGGUAUUUGCUGCAGUGUUUUAAUUGGGCACCAUAUGCAGGCCUUAAUCAGUUAAGUACUGUGUUCUUCCAGUUGUAACAUUCUUGCAUGCUUUAUUCCAAAAUGACUUUUCACUUUUUUUUUCAUGAAAUUAUUUAAA